Molecule: messenger RNA, 1724 nt
Organism: Phragmites australis (common reed)
Lineage: Eukaryota; Viridiplantae; Streptophyta; Magnoliopsida; Poales; Poaceae
Exons: 6
Coding region: 91-1488 (465 amino acids)
Cellular component (GO): chloroplast envelope
Molecular function (GO): catalytic activity
Source: RefSeq, a predicted model, not a curated record
GCUAGUUUGCAGACAACUUGCGUGUGACUGCAGCGUGGCCCACUGGCCCCUCGCUCUCAGACAACGGCUUCCCGCCGCGGGGUUAAUCAGAUGCAGCUGCUCCUCUCCCUCCGGCCGCCACCCGCCGCCGCCGCCGCACACCCCCGCGCGGCAGCAUCGUCCCGGACGCCGCAGCUUCCACCACGCCGGUCCGCCUUCCCUCCCCAAGCUUCUGCCUCCGCCUCUGCUGAUUUCCCGGGAUCGGUUCCAGACGGCGCCCAGAUGCCACCGCGCCGGCGCCGGCGGCGGAGCGUGGCUGGCAUCGACCAGGACGAGCUCCUCGACCCGGACGCCCUCGCCGACCCGGACAGCAGCUUCUACGAGAUCAACGGCGUGAGGGUCCACCACAAGGUUUGCAGCCAUGAGGAUGAGGACUCGGACUCACCCUUUGACCAAUCUUUGGAUGCCACCGCCGCGGACGACGGCCGGAAACAGAUUGGCCUUCCCAUAGUGCUGCUGCACGGCUUCGGCGCGUCGGUGUUCUCCUGGAGCCGCGUCAUGCGGCCUCUCGCCCGCAUCGCCGGCUCUAAGGUUCUUGCAUUCGACCGGCCGGCGUUCGGGCUGACGUCCCGGGCCAGUUGGUCCCGUGAUGACAGCAAACCUCUCAAUCCAUACUCCAUGUCGUUCUCAGUCAUGGCCACAUUGGCAUUCAUCGACUACCUUGGCACCGCGAAGGCCGUCCUUGUCGGGCACUCAGCUGGCUGUCUUGUAGCAGUGGAUGCAUACUUUGAGGUGCCAGAACGGGUUGCUGCGCUUGUGCUAGUUGCACCGGCGAUAUUUGCACCAAGGAAGGGGUUGAAAGAGAGCAGUUUAGGGGAACAAAAAGAGCAAAAGCAGAACGUUCCCAGUGACGAAAAUUCACCUCCAAAUCCGUUUGCUAGGAUUUGGGGAAGAUUUCUUGAGCUAUGUAAGAACAUUGCAGGGAUUGUUUUGAAGAUGAUAACAGCAAUACGAGAUGUGGUUCGAUCUUUGUAUGUUAAAGCUCUUGUUGCUGUUCUUCGGUCAUCGUUGGGCGUGAUGCUGGUAAGAUGGGCCAUGGAUAAAUUUGGUAUUCUCGGUGUCCGUAAUGCAUGGUAUGACCCAAGUAAAGUAACUGAUCAUGUCGUACAGGGGUACACAAAGCCGCUAAGAUCUAGGGGUUGGGAGAUGGCUCUCUUGGAGCACACCGUAUCCAUGAUCACAGAUUCUUCAAGAGUACCAGUCUCAAAGAGGCUUUCAGAGAUCUCAUGCCCAGUGCUCGUGGUGACUGGUGACACUGACCGCAUUGUUCCUGCUUGGAAUGCUGUGCGUGUAGCGCGCGCUAUACCUGGAGCAACGUUUGAGGUGAUCAAGAAUUGUGGUCACUUGCCCCAGGAGGAAAGACCUGAAGAGUUCCUGUCAGUCGUUGAGAGGUUCCUACGUACAGUGUUCGGAACUCCGAAUGAACAAGUGUUCCAAACAGCUGUAUGAUGAACUAUGUAUGAUCUGUACUUGCAAACACAGGCCGAAAGGAUGGAUCUAGAUUCACAGAGUGGAGAUAAGAAGAGAAAUUAUGGCGAACUCUUAUUGUGGGAAAUCAUUGCAUAGGAAGGGUUUUAGAAUAUCGGGAUUCUAUGUUGUAUCAACCUCCCAUUACUCUUAUGUAUAUAAUUGGAAACCUACAUUACAUCUCCCUUGAUUAAGCAAUCUUAUCGUUUAUCCUUUAA